AUGGCGUUUGACUGGCAGGGCGACGGCAUCUCGGCCUCGGCGGACAUUGCGGAGCUCCUCCCCAACUACAAGUUCACCUUCGUCAGGACCAACGCCACGUCCUGCUUCGACCCCGACUACGUCAAUGGAGAAUACCCGUGUCUGAAGUCAUCCAUGCGAUUCGAACGACGCUACCGUAACCUCCUAAUCGGUGUCUACUUCCCUUCGUUACUCUUCGUGCUCGUGGCUUGGGCUUCGUUCUUCUGGCCCGCUGACGCCAUUCCGGCCAGGACCGUGUUGCUCAUCACCUGUUUGCUCACCACCAUUUCUCUUUAUACGAGUGUACAGCAGAUCACGCCGCCCGCCAACUACACGCGCGCCAUUGACAUCUGGUUCUUCGCCUGCAUCGUGGCCGUGGCGUCCGCGCUCUUCGAGUACGCCGUCAUCCUGCAGUGCGUCACUCGGGCGCUCUGCUGCGGCGGCCCUUUGCGCUCUCGUUAUAUAAGAAUGUUGAAGCAAUUGCAGAAGACCCAGGCAGAAAAAAUCAGGAUCACCCCUUCCAAUGACCUAAUUCUGUUUAUCAAGCCGAAGCCAACGGAGGAGGAAGGAGAAAGCAGCGACACUAGCAGCAACCUAGCAGGGAGGAACCACGUACAAAUUCUUGUUUUCUAA
Penaeus indicus is the source of this 651-nucleotide messenger RNA. RefSeq names its product glycine receptor subunit alpha-4-like. The transcript has 6 exons. The record is from RefSeq and is a predicted model, not a curated record. Gene Ontology annotation, cellular component: neuron projection; plasma membrane; synapse. Gene Ontology annotation, molecular function: neurotransmitter receptor activity; monoatomic ion channel activity; transmembrane signaling receptor activity. The coding region runs from base 1 to 651 and encodes 216 amino acids. Gene Ontology annotation, biological process: signal transduction; regulation of membrane potential; monoatomic ion transmembrane transport. Lineage: Eukaryota; Metazoa; Arthropoda; Malacostraca; Decapoda; Penaeidae.